Messenger RNA from Mesoplodon densirostris (Blainville's beaked whale), 1825 nucleotides. It is a transcript of the gene FOSB, whose product is annotated as FosB proto-oncogene, AP-1 transcription factor subunit. The transcript is spliced from 4 exons. Gene Ontology annotation, molecular function: RNA polymerase II cis-regulatory region sequence-specific DNA binding; DNA-binding transcription factor activity, RNA polymerase II-specific. Lineage: Eukaryota; Metazoa; Chordata; Mammalia; Artiodactyla; Ziphiidae. Gene Ontology annotation, biological process: regulation of transcription by RNA polymerase II. The record is from RefSeq and is a predicted model, not a curated record. Bases 501 to 1526 code for a protein of 341 amino acids. Gene Ontology annotation, cellular component: nucleus.
CCAAGGCUGGGACACGCGGAGCUGGGACUUGAUUGUUGUGGUUCUUCGUCUUGGGGGCUGUGAAAUUCAGUUUAUUCUUUUUCCGGAAAGUUUUUGGAAGGAUUCUUCUAGAUAAUUCUACAUUUUAUUUUGGAGGAUCGACUUACUUUUCUUCGUCUUCCUUAUUACUCCCCUCCCCCCGUGGGACCCGCCGGACGCGUGGAGGGGACCGCACCCGAAGCAGAUUCUGUACAGCAGGACAGAGCUUUCCGCCUCUGGGGGAGCGAUCCCCCCUCGCCCCCGGGUCCUACGGAUCCUGGACUUUCAGGAGGCACAGCGGCAUCUUGUGGGGGCCUGGGCACCGCAAAAGAAUUACACAGAAACUUUGCCUUUGUUGGAGCGGGACGCUGCCCCCAUCCCGAGUUUCCCCGGACUCUCACCUUUCUUUCCCCCACCCGGCCAUAGCCUUGGCUUCCCGGCGACCUCAGCGUGGUCACAGGGGCCCCCCUGUGCCCAGGGAAAUGUUUCAAGCUUUCCCCGGAGACUACGACUCCGGCUCCCGGUGCAGCUCCUCACCCUCCGCCGAGUCUCAAUAUCUGUCUUCGGUGGACUCCUUCGGCAGUCCACCCACCGCCGCCGCCUCCCAGGAGUGCGCCGGUCUUGGGGAAAUGCCCGGUUCCUUCGUGCCCACGGUCACCGCGAUCACAACCAGCCAGGACCUCCAGUGGCUCGUGCAACCUACCCUCAUCUCUUCCAUGGCCCAGUCCCAGGGGCAGCCACUGGCCUCCCAGCCCACAGCCGUUGACCCCUAUGACAUGCCAGGAACCAGUUACUCCACGCCGGGCAUAAGUGGCUACAGCAGUGGCGGAGCUAGUGGCAGUGGUGGGCCUUCUACCAGCGGAACCACCAGUGGACCUGGGACUGGACCUGGGCCCCGCCCAGCCCGAGCCCGGCCUAGGAGACCCCGAGAGGAGACGCUCACUCCAGAGGAGGAGGAGAAGAGAAGAGUUCGCCGAGAACGAAACAAACUGGCAGCGGCAAAGUGUAGGAACCGGAGAAGGGAGCUGACGGACCGACUCCAGGCGGAGACAGACCAGCUGGAGGAAGAAAAGGCAGAGCUGGAGUCGGAGAUCGCCGAGCUCCAAAAGGAGAAGGAACGUCUGGAGUUUGUGCUGGUGGCCCACAAACCGGGCUGCAAGAUCCCCUACGAAGAGGGGCCCGGGCCGGGCCCGCUGGCGGAGGUGAGAGAUUUGCCGGGGUCAGCAUCCACUAAGGAAGACGGUUUCAGCUGGCUGCUUCCGCCCCCGCCACCGCCGCCCCUGCCCUUCCAGACCAGCCAGGACGCGCCCCCCAACCUGACAGCUUCUCUCUUUACACACAGUGAAGUUCAAGUCCUCGGCGACCCCUUCCCCGUUGUUAACCCUUCGUACACUUCCUCGUUUGUCCUCACCUGCCCGGAGGUCUCCGCGUUCGCCGGCGCCCAACGCACCAGCGGCAGUGACCAGCCUUCCGACCCCCUGAACUCGCCCUCCCUUCUUGCUCUGUGAACUCUUUAGACACAAAACAAACAAACACACAAGGGAGAGAGAGAUUUGGAGGAGGAGGAGGAGGAGGAGGAGAGAGGGGAAGAGACAAAGCGGGCGUGUGGCCUCCCUGCCUUUCCUGUCUGACCCUCCGCUGCCACUGCCAUCGGACAGGAGGACUUCCUUGUGUUUUGUGCCGCCUCUUGUUUCUGUGGCCCGGCGAGACCAGAGAGCUGGUGACUUUGGGGACAGGGGGUGGGGAGGGGAUGGACACCGGCCCCCCCCCCCCGGCUGCCUGUCGGCCGUCUCGCUUCAACCCAACC